AUGCUUGCGCUGGCCGUAACGGCGCAGGAUACUCCUACGGAGCUCAAGAUCGACACGACGUUCUUGCCCGAGGACUGCAAGGUCAAGUCGCAGAACGGUGACCGUCUCCAGGUCCACUACACUGGAACUCUGUUCUCGAACGGGAACAAGUUCGAUUCGAGCCGUGACCGUGGCCAGCCUCUACCUUUGAACCUCGGCGCUGGCCAAGUCAUCAAGGGAUGGGAAGAGGGUCUUAAGGGCAUGUGCGUCGGCGAGAAGCGCAUCCUCACUAUCCCUCCCAGCAUGGCCUACGGUUCCCGUGGGUUUGGCAGCGUCAUUCCCCCCAACUCUGCGCUCGUCUUCGACGUGGAGCUCGCAGGUCUGGAUGCCAAGGGCCCGCGCGAAGAGCUCUAA
Trametes versicolor FP-101664 SS1 is the source of this 393-nucleotide messenger RNA. RefSeq lists its product as uncharacterized. NCBI's taxonomy places the organism in Eukaryota, Fungi, Basidiomycota, Agaricomycetes, Polyporales, Polyporaceae. The record is from RefSeq and is a predicted model, not a curated record. The transcript has 5 exons. Gene Ontology annotation, molecular function: peptidyl-prolyl cis-trans isomerase activity. Bases 1 to 393 code for a protein of 130 amino acids. Gene Ontology annotation, biological process: protein peptidyl-prolyl isomerization.